ACAUCUCGCGAAAAGUAAUGAUUAUUUCGGUCCACGGGCGCCUAGUUCCGCAUACUCCCGCUGUGGCGCUGCGCACGGGAGUGCGAUGGCGAUGUAUGUACCUCGUUAUAGACUGUUAAAACGUAUUAUCAGUGGUUUAAAUUGAAAAAUUGCGGAUGCGUUUAGUGUAAGUGGACACAGAGGUGUGAUUGUGGUGCGUUGUUUAGUUGAAAAUAGGUUGCGAACGGCUGGAAUUGUGUCCGCGAAGUUAGCUCGCAUCGGCAUCGUCGUCCAUUUGUGCUCCGAUUUGCCAGGGAUGUGCGGGCGGGUCGUGUGAGGCUGGCGUAUCGCGCCUCAAGUGAUUUUCCAUUGAUUUCGGACAUUAACAAUGGAAAUGCGAUGAAAAGUGGUUUCGGAACAUGUAUUCAGUGCGUUGGAAGCGUAUCGACCGUCGGCCGUUGAAAUCUGGCCAUAUUCUCCACGCCGGCACAGCGCCCGAGGUCGCGCCUCGCAGUACGAUAGCCGCGAGUCGCGAACAUUAAUCUCUCGCUGGCCAUCCAAACUUUUGUUAUGAAUCUUGCAUUUAGUAGCGAGAGUUUGCGUACCGCGCAAAAUGCUCCAUAUCCCAGCCCGGACGGCAUUUACGCAAAAGUCGGCUAUCUAAGCGCAAUACAUUACUAAUGGCGCUUGGAAGGCUCAUCAUAAUCCUGACCGUCGUGGUAGUCGCGAUAGGCGAGUACAGCCAUGAAGUCGAAGCAGAAAAUAAAGCGAAGAAAACCCUGGCGACGGAAAAAGACCAGAGGUCGCGGUCGGCGAGUAGAGGGUCCUUCCAGAAACUAGGGGAGUUUAUGGCGAACAGGACAGGGCAGGAUAAUAGCAGGAAGCCGCGGAGAGGGAAGCAGAAUCUGCGGAAGGUUUUGGAGGCGUUGGGCCCUCGGAAGCACGAUGACCACAAUAUGAAUAACAUGAUGAACGACAACGAGGGUGCCAUCGCGGUCAAUCAGAAGACUACUCCGGACAACGAGUCGGAUCCUUUAUCGAGGAAGAUGAAGGAGUUGAGAGGGGGCGGUCCGGCUUACGAGGCUACGAACAGGCAUAGCCCUGUUUCUCAGGCUACGGGAGUGUUUUGCAACUUUGAGACAGUGGUGAACGGUUCUGUGGUGGACUUGUGUAUGUGGCAGUGGAAUGCGACUGUAUCCAGGCGUGGACUGGGCUUCAGCGUGGCCACGGCCGCGGAGGUCCGGAUCAUGAACGAAACCACCAGGGGCUUGACGUUCGGGGGCCCGAAGACGGACGCCGAUGGGAAUGUGGGGGGUCAUUUCCUGUACCUCCCCGUGGACCCCACCAUGGAAAAUAUGGUGAUCAAGUCACCGCCCUUCAGAGGGCUUUGGGAGUUCUGCAAGUUCGAAGCUCAUCUCCACCAGAGCCGGAUGCAGAACGCCAGCAUCAAGCUGGUCUCCGAGUCCACCAGUACCGAGGUGCAGUGGAUCCUACAAGAGGUGGCUGGGAACAACUUUGAGGAGUGGUAUCCUAUGCAGUUCCUGGUGGGGAAGGUGUUACAAGAAGUGCGGAUCAUCAUAGAGAUCACCCGCCCUAACAUGGUGAACCCGCCGCUUCCUCUGCCCCAUAUUGCUAUAGACAACAUCAGGAUGGUGGACUGUCUGCCGGAGCCCCCAGUCUUUAAUGGGGAGUGCCUGGUGGGGCAGCUGAAGUGCAAGAUUAUGAAUAAAGACUCGUGCAUCAAGCUGCAGCAAGUCUGCGACCUGGUCAAGGACUGCGAUGAUGGAGCUGAUGAGAAUCAAAAUUGUGACAAAAUGCCGUACGGAUCGUAUUGCAACUUCGAGCAAGAUGCCUGCGGCUUUGAAAACGUGCCUCAGCCGAUCCUAAGAUGGUCGAGGCACAACGGGCCUACCCCUACAGACAAAACUGGCCCGAAUUUCGACCACACCUGCGGUCCCCCUGACCCUUACCCCACCCCUAUGAUCCCCCCAUUAGUCCCAGCUCACAUGAACUUCAGUUUGUCCACGUGCGUUGGAUACUACUUCUUCGUGAACAUGAACGUGACCGGGCCCAAUAAGGAAAAGGCGGAUUUCGCUUCGACGGCGACUAUCAGGACUGUGGUCUUCAACCCACCCCCUAUGGUGCAUGGGAACCUCACUUCGAAGUACUACAAUUGCUGUAUGAUAAGGUUCUAUUACCAACAAAACGGGCGCAACUACGGCUCGCUCAGCGUCGAAAUGGUGGAGCUGACCAGGAACGGGAACAACACCAAAUCCAUCUGGUUCUCCACCAAGGACAAGGGCGAGAACUGGUACCGAGCCUCGAUAUUCCUCCCCAACACCACUUCGAAAUACUACCUCGUGUUCAAGACACGAAUGGGUAUGCGUAUCUACUCAGACUCCGCCAUAGAUGACUUCUCUAUGGCACCGGAGUGCUUCGGUCUAAACAUAGACAAGGCAGAGCUAGGGGAUUACAACUACUACGACCCCAUGCUGGAGGAAAAGACGACCACUCAUCCUGCAUUCUUGAACAAAAUAUUCUACCGUUUCACCACCUGCGGGGCAACCGGUCGAUACGGCCCCAACCAGACGAUGUGCGACGCGGCCUACAACAACACGUCCGUCACCGUGUCGGUCAUCCAGACCCCGCCGCAUCAGGGGAUUCAAGUGUGGGAGGUGCCUGCUGAGGGGUUGUAUACGAUCAUAGCCACGGGCGCGUCGGGCGGGCUGGGCUCCGCUUGGGCGGGCGUCUCGCACGGGGCGCAGGCGCGCGGUCUCUUCGAGCUUCACCGCAGCGAACACGUUUAUAUGCUGGUCGGGCAGCAAGGGCUUAACGCCUGCAAGAAGACUCUGUCAGCGCAAGAGAGCCAGGACUGCUCCAAGAAGCAGAACGACUCUCUCCAGAUCUUCACCAGCAAGACGCACGAGGUCAGGAACACCCACGUCACGGACGGAGGCGGCGGCGGCGGUGGAGGCACUUAUGUGUUCUUGCUGGACAAAGAAGGCCACUCAGUGCCGCUGCUAGUCGGCGGUGGCGGCGGCGGCAUCUCAGUCGGAGUGUUCCGCGAUGACGGGUCGCAACAUGCCCGCGCGCAUACGAACGCUACCCCCGAGUCCGGGUAUAUGUACGGACAGCCGGGGCGGACUUCUGGUGCCGGCGGCGGCUGGGUCGGCCGCUCGGGUCCAGUAACACCAGGUCACGAGGCGGUACGAGGCGCGGCGGUGCGCGAGGGCGGCGCGGGCGGGCUGGCGUGCGCGGGCGCGGCGCACGGCGGCUUCGGCGGCGGCGGCGGCGGCUGUCUGCGCGGCGGCGGCGGCGGCGGCUGGCUGGUAACACCAGGUCACGAGGCGGUACGAGGCGCGGCGGUGCGCGAGGGCGGUGCGGGCGGACUGGCGUGCGCGGGCGCGGCGCACGGCGGCUUCGGCGGCGGCGGCGGUGGCUGUCUGCGCGGCGGCGGCGGCGGCGGCUGGCUGGUAACGCCAGGUCACGAGGCGGUACGAGGCGCGGCGGUACGCGAAGGCGGCGCGGGCGGGCUGGCGUGCGCGGGCGCGGCGGCGGCGGCUUCGGCGGCGGCGGCGGCGGCUGGCUGGGCGGUACGAGGCGCGGCGGUGCGCGAGGGCGGCGCGGGCGGACUGGCGUGCGCGGGCGCGGCGCACGGCGGCUUCGGCGGCGGCGGCGGCGGCUGUCUCCGCGGCGGCGGCGGCGGCGGCUGGCUGGUGGACGCGGCGCACGGCGGCUUCGGCGGCGGCGGCGGCGGCUGUCUGCGCGGCGGCGGCGGCGGCGGCUGGCUGGUAACACCAGGUCACGAGGCGGUACGAGGCGCGGCGGUGCGCGAGGGCGGCGCGGGCGGGCUGGCGUGCGCGGGCGCGGCGCACGGCGGCUUCGGCGGCGGCGGCGGCGGCUGUCUGCGCGGCGGCGGCGGCGGCGGCUGGCUGGGAGGCAACACGAACGAAGGCGAGGGCCAGCACGGCAGCGGCGGCUGGUCGCAUAUCAGCAACGCGCGAGCUGUCAGAGAGUACUCCGAGGUCACCAUCGCUUCCCACAUCGGACCUGGAGAAGUUCUCAUCAUACCCGCUAUUCACGACUGCGGCUGCGACUACCGCUGCGUGGCGCUGAACGAGUUUCGCAGCCAGGUUCGUUGCUACUGCCCCUCGUCCUGGAGCACCGACGUCCACGACGACACCAAGUGUAUACUGGAGGAAUCAUGGCCGCGCCUGUCUUUGGUACUGCUGGUGGUAAUGGGCGUGGCAGUGUUCGUAUCCGCCCUUGCUGUGCUUUGCGUCUGCCUCUACUUGUACAACGCCUACCAACGCAGAAAGGAGACGGAACUCCGUCAAAAGCGCCUCCUAGAACAGGAGGUUCAACUCCACCGUCUCAGGAAUGCUCCCGGAGGCAAUGAGAAUCCCCUCAGUAUGGCGUUCAACCCCCAUUACGGGAGCGAGAGCAUCCUGCCUCAGGGGAUAGAUGUUAGGGGCCUGCCGCAGGUGUCUAGGGAGAGCCUGAAGCUGGUCAAGGCUUUAGGCCAGGGCGCCUUCGGCGAGGUCUACCAAGGCUUGUACAGGCAUCGAAACGGCGACGCAGCAGAAAUGCCGGUGGCUGUCAAGACCUUACCAGAGCUAUCCACCGGCCAGGCGGAGUCAGACUUCUUGAUGGAAGCCGCCAUUAUGGCGAAGUUCAACCACCCGAAUAUUGUACACCUGAUCGGUGUAUGCUUUGAUAGGCAUCCUCGCUUCAUAGUCCUAGAGCUGCUCGCAGGCGGGGACCUAAAGAACUUCUUACGGGAGAGUCGCCCCAAGCCGGAGCGGGCCAGUGCUCUCACCAUGAAGGAUCUGCUGCUGUGCUCCUUGGACGUCUGCAAGGGCUGCCGGUAUCUGGAGGCCAAGAGGUUUAUACACAGGGACAUAGCAGCACGGAACUGCCUGCUAACCUCCCGCGGUCCAGGUCGCGUGGUCAAGAUAGCGGACUUCGGCAUGGCCAGAGACAUCUAUAGAGCUGACUACUACAAGAAGGGAGGCAAGGCCAUGCUGCCCAUCAAGUGGAUGCCGCCGGAGGCGUAUAUUGACGGGAUAUUUACCAUAAAAACUGAUGUUUGGUCAUUCGGAGUGCUGCUAUGGGAGGUAUUCUCUCUAGGCGUGAUGCCGUACACGGGCUGCGCGAAUAGAGAGGUCAUGGAGAUGGUCUCUGGCGGCGGACGCCUGGAGAAGCCUUAUGGCUGCCCGCAAGACAUCUAUCGGCUGAUGUGCGAGUGCUGGAACCCCACGCCCUCCGAGCGGCCCUCCUUCGCCGGCAUGUUCGACCGCCUGCAGAGGUUCUCGCAGGGCAUCAGUGGAAGCCCAUGA
Ostrinia nubilalis (European corn borer) is the source of this 5318-nucleotide messenger RNA. It is a transcript of the gene Alk, whose product is annotated as tyrosine-protein kinase receptor. NCBI's taxonomy places the organism in Eukaryota, Metazoa, Arthropoda, Insecta, Lepidoptera, Crambidae. Bases 660 to 5318 code for a protein of 1552 amino acids. The transcript is spliced from 29 exons. Gene Ontology annotation, cellular component: plasma membrane; signaling receptor complex. The record is from RefSeq and is a predicted model, not a curated record. Gene Ontology annotation, biological process: cell surface receptor protein tyrosine kinase signaling pathway; positive regulation of kinase activity; regulation of neuron differentiation. Gene Ontology annotation, molecular function: ATP binding; protein binding; transmembrane receptor protein tyrosine kinase activity.